GGAGAGAUUGAGUAGGGGACACAUCCUCAGCAAUCUAUUUUUGAGGGACGGAGGGAAGAGAUUGGAUGGGACACUCGUUCGUAGCAACCAAGUGUACAAGUUGCAUAGUUAUGGUUGCUAAGGAAGCAAGUGCUGUUAACGGGCCUGGGUAGGGGGUUUUAAAUGGAAGCCGUUACAUUUUAUAUCACUUGUGUGACGGAUGCAUUUGUUUAUAAGUUAUCCCUCCUUCCCUGUGUCGUCGAGGAUGUUGGCAGGAUAUCCGUGACAGGCGGAACUGAUAGUCUCUGGAGCUGCUACAACCGCCCAGCAUUCGGUUUAUUUCCAACAACAGAUCCAGGGAAAGGGUAUUUGAGGAAGAAUGGUGGAUAAGACGCCCCCUCCCCAGGAACUGGUAUUGGUGGCAGAUAGCGAAAGGUUUAUGAAACUAGAAAAAGCAUUUAUAUCGAAAUAUGGUGCCCCACCUGCAUUUUAUGCACGAGCUCCUGGACGAGUCAAUUUAAUUGGUGAACACAUUGAUUACUGUGGUUAUGCUGUGCUUCCAAUGGCUCUGGAACAAGAUAUCUUGGCAGCUGUCACACCAACGCAAACAAACCUCAUCCAGCUGGCAAACACUAACCCCGUAUACCUGGACUAUAGUAUUCAUGUAAAUGAGAUCCACAUUGAGACAGAUAAACCACAAUGGCAUCAAUACUUUCUCUGUGGAUUGAAAGGGAUUCAGGAACAUUUCAACAUUGUUGCCAGUGGAAUGAAUUGCGUGGUUGAUGGCACAGUCCCACCCAGUUCUGGACUGUCUAGUUCCAGUGCAUUGGUUUGCUGUGCAGGUCUCAUUACGAUGGUUGCCAAUCAGAAGGUUCUAUCAAAGGUGGAAAUUGCAGAGAUCUGUGCAAAGUGUGAGCGGUACAUUGGCACUGAAGGUGGGGGUAUGGACCAGUCGAUUUCAUUCCUCGCAGAGAAAGGAAUGGCCAAGUUGAUUGAAUUCAACCCACUUCGCACCAUCAACGUAAAACUUCCAAAAGGAGCUGUGUUUGUGAUCGCGAACAGUUGCAUAGAAAUGAAUAAAGCUGCAACAGCCCAUUACAAUAUCAGAGUUGUGGAAUGUCGACUUGCAACAAAAAUACUAGCAAAAGCAAAGGGUGUCAAGUGGGAGAAUCUUUUAAAAUUGGGAGACUUACAAACUGAACUGGGAGUCAGUCUGGAGACAAUGGUUUCAACUGUGGAGCAAAUUCUGCAUCCAGAACCUUACAGCAGAGACGAAGUUUGUGAACAUCUUGGAAUCAGUCAAGAAGAGUUAUGUAGCAACGUUCUCAGCCAGAACACACAGCAUGUGACAACAUUCAAACUUUACCAGCGUGCUAAGCAUGUUUACAGUGAAGCCAGACGAGUUCUACAGUUCAAGAGAAUUUGUGAUGAGACACCUGCCAAUGCAUUGCAGUUGUUGGGAGAACUGAUGAAUCAAAGCCAUAUCAGCUGUAGGGAUAUGUACGAGUGCAGCUGUCCAGAACUUGAUCAGCUGGUGGACAUCUGUAUACAAGCUGGUGCUAUUGGUUCACGGCUAACUGGUGCUGGAUGGGGAGGCUGUACAGUGUCAAUGGUGCCCACCAACAACUUGGAUAGCUUCCUGACAAAAGUGCAAGAAGUCUAUUACAAAGCUGAUGUUCAAAGAGCAGCUUUACACACACACAGCCUGUUUGCUACCCAGCCUGCAGGAGGAGCAACAGUUUAUCAUGAGGCCUAAAUAACUUGAAAGAUCUGUAGGAAUAAGGAGGCCAUUUUUCCCUCCUACCACCCCCGAAAAUAAGAGCUGGUCUGCUUAGUCAUUAUUACUUUGAGUAAUUAAGACACAUUUGUUCAAAAUAAAUUUGAGAUAAUCACGCAUCAUUGCUUCUUCACUAUCAGCUUGUUUAAUUUGACCUAAGACCAUCACAGAGGAUGUUUUUUUUGUGGCAAAAAACAUUUAAUUGCAGCUCAGUGUUUUACCCAACCUUUUCAAUGGUUAUGAUUGGUAAUAAGUCUUGUGAAAAUUGCAAUACACACAGAUUUUCAUGGCAUUUUAGAUGGUCCUUAUAAUCGUCAUCAAUGUCCGUCUCUGACUCUGUUUCAGUUUCUGUUGAACUUGAUUUUUGAGAUUCCUCUUUUGUUUCUUUGGCUUUAAUGAUCUAAUGGAAAUGAAGACAACAGUGAAAAAAGAAAAUUCAUGUUGCUUUAAUCUUGUGGACACUUAUAUCCCGUGUUGAACCUUCAGACUCAAAGAUUGUUUUCUCUAUGAUACAUUAGUAAUUGGCACAGCAUUGAGUGCCAAAGGGCCUGUAUUGUGCAGUACUGUUCUACGCUCUAUGUUCAAUUAAGAAACAGGUGUGCUGUGAAAGAAAGGUUGAUGUAUUCAUUAAGUAGGAGCCUGACAUAAGUGUCCUUUUUGUCCAGAUGUUCCAAGGACGAAUGUAGGGCCAGUGAGAUGGCAUCUGUCAUAGACCUUUUGCGCCGGUGGGUGAAUUGCAAUGUAUCAAAGCAAUCUAGGAGGCUGGAUUUGCUGUGAGCCAUGACUAACCUCUUGGAGCACUUCAUAAUGAUGGAUGUCAGAGCUACCGGGUCGUAGUCAUUGAGGCAUGCAUCAUGAUUUUUCUUUGGCAUUGUGAUAGUGGAGGUCCUUUGAAGCAGAUGGAGACUUCAGAUAAGAGUAAGGAGAGGUUAAAGAUGUCUGCAAAUACUCCAGGAUCUGCAAGCACAACCAGGGACUGCAUCAGGGCCAGUCGCUUUCUGUGGGUUCACCCUUAAUGCAGCUGAUCUAAUGUCUGUGGCACUGACACUGGGUACAGGUAUGUCUCGUCUGUUGGGGCAGGUGACAUUGAUUCACUGCCCUUCCGUUCAAAGCGAGUGCAGAAUGCAUUGAGCUCAUCAGGUAGGGAUGUACCACUGCCCGCGAUUCUGUUUGACUUCACUUUGUAGCCUGUUUUGUCGUGUAAGCCUUGCCACAAACAACAGGUGUCCAUGCGGUAAGUGUGGAAUUGCCUCUUGGCAUCCCAGAUGGCCUUGCAAAGGUUGCACCUGGAUUUCCUUUACAGGUCAGGGUCACCCGCCCUGAAUGCCUCAGACCUGGACUUCAGUAGAAAGUGGAUCUCCUAAUUCAUCCAUGGUUUCAAUUUGGGGAGUGUUUGGUUGAACUAUUUUGGCAUGCAGUCAUUGACAUACUUGCCAACGACAUCAGUAACGGUAGCAGCAUGCUUACUUAGGUUGGCUGCUUGAAUAUGGACCAGUCCCAGCCCUCCAGAUUCAUCAGACCAACACUGUACUACUUCCUGUACUGGGUCCCCACGCUUCAGUUUCUGUAUGUAAGCUGGGAGGAGGAGUAUAGUGUUGUGGUCUGAUGUUCCAAAAUGCAGAUGGACCGAUAGGCAUCUUUGAUGCUUGUGUAGCAAUUGUCAAAGAUGGUUGGAGCUCUGGUGGGACAGGAGACAUAUUUGGUAUUUCAGUAGCACAUUUUGAGGGUAGCCUGGUAGAAGUCACUGGCUAUGAUGGAGAAGGCUUGGGAGUCUUCUGUCUCUAGGUUGUAGCAUACUUCAUCAAGUGCAAGGGGUUGGAUGUAGACCACUAUCAGGAUAGUGGAGGUGGAUUCGUGUAGCAGGUAGUAUGGAUAGUAUUUCACUGUUAAAUAUUCUAAGUCUGGGGAGCAGUGACUCACUAGGGUCAUCACAUCUGAGCACCCGGUGAUGUUGUUUAGGAGGCUGACCCCAAUGCCCCAUGACUUGCCCGAGGACACCAAGCAGUCCAAUCAGUGGAUUGAGAAGCCCUCAGGUUGUAAGGCACAGUCAGGUGCAGCAGGGGUGAGCCAUGUCUCUGUUAAACAGAGCACACUGCAGUCCCUCAAUUCUCUUUGGAAGGUGAGUCUAGCUUUAAGGUUGUCCAUCUUGUUUUCAAUGGUUUGGAUGUUUGUCAGGAGUAUGCUGGGUAGGGGAGGGUUUGAAAUCUCAGAGUUUCAGUCUCACCUGAAGUCCAGUGUGUUCUCACGUUUCCUGGGUAAAUGGCUGCUCCUAGAUCAAGAGUUUUUGUUUGCAAGAUAAUUAGCUUGAAACGUAUAGACUAAUACAGAGCUAAAAGGAAAAAGAUUGGACUUUAAAUGGACAGGAUAGAUGGUUGAAAAAUGCACAUGAAUUUAUAUAGUCAUUUUUACUUUUGUCUGAGUAACUUUUGACCUUCACUCCAACAUUUUUUGAUCUUAUACAGUUUGUUCAUUAAUGAAAAAAGUAUCAGUAAUUUGAAAAAUGCAUAUUCUGUCUGGGUCUUGGGCCUACUUUAAAACUGUUUGUAAAGACAAAUUUCGGUACAUUCUUCAAUAGUAAAUCAUUUGAAAAUAAAAUUCU
Messenger RNA from Stegostoma tigrinum, 4355 nucleotides. RefSeq names its product galactokinase 2 (gene galk2). Gene Ontology annotation, biological process: carbohydrate phosphorylation; galactose metabolic process. Gene Ontology annotation, cellular component: cytoplasm; cytosol. The record is from RefSeq and is a predicted model, not a curated record. The transcript is spliced from 10 exons. The coding region runs from base 359 to 1735 and encodes 458 amino acids. Gene Ontology annotation, molecular function: ATP binding; galactokinase activity. Lineage: Eukaryota; Metazoa; Chordata; Chondrichthyes; Orectolobiformes; Stegostomatidae.